Messenger RNA from Condylostylus longicornis, 3868 nucleotides. RefSeq lists its product as uncharacterized. Gene Ontology annotation, biological process: protein phosphorylation; actin cytoskeleton organization. The transcript has 7 exons. Gene Ontology annotation, molecular function: protein serine/threonine kinase activity; ATP binding. The record is from RefSeq and is a predicted model, not a curated record. Gene Ontology annotation, cellular component: cytoplasm; nucleus. The coding region runs from base 223 to 3645 and encodes 1140 amino acids. Lineage: Eukaryota; Metazoa; Arthropoda; Insecta; Diptera; Dolichopodidae.
AAAAAUAAUAUUAAAUUUUUGUAAUAAUUUUUGAAAAUAAAAGUAAAAAUUUUAUUGAAAGAAAAGCAAGUAUUAAAAAUAAAAUUAAAAAAAAAAUUAGUGUAAAAUUCUUGAAAGUGAAAAUUCACAAAAUAAAAAUUAAAAAAAAAAACAAACCAAAAAAAAUAAAACAAUUUAUAUAAUUAAAUUAAUUAUGUUGUUUGUAGUGAUCAAAAUAAGUUGAUGAAAAUGAAUUCAAAUGAGUAUAGUGGACCUGGUCCACCAUCUUCAUCAAAUUUAGUACAAAUUUUAACACAAUCACCUUUAUCAUCUUUAUUAAAUUCAUCAACAUCAGUAAUAUCGCCAUCAUCAUCAUUAUCAUCAUCGUCAUCAACAACAACAGCAACAACAAUAACAACAUCAAUAAUAUCAUCAACAAAUGUUAAUACAAUAUCACCAUCAACAUCAAUAAUAUCAGGAGUAAAAACAACAACAAACCAUAUGAUAUCACCUAAAAUUAAUGUAGUAUCAACAAUAACAACAACAACAACAACAACAACAACAUUACCAAUAAAUAUUAAAACUUCGUCAGCAUCAUCAUCAGCAUCAUUAUUAUCAUCAUCAAAAUCAUUAUUAACAACAAAUGCAACGGUAUGUUUAUCAACAUCGUCUCAAUUACCUCCAUCAAUAUUACAACAACCUCAAUUACAAUUGCAACAACAACAACAACAAACUGUUGUUAGAACAAUAUCAUCAGAUCGUUUAGUAACUGGACCAUCAUGUAGAGCAUUAAAAACAGCUGUAUCAGCUUUAUAUUCAGUAGAUGAUUUUAUAAAAGAAAAAAUUGGUUCAGGUUUUUUCUCUGAAGUUUAUAAGGUGACGCAUAGAACAACUGGUCAAGUUAUGGUACUAAAAAUGAAUCAACUGCGUUCAAAUCGACCAAAUAUGUUGCGUGAAGUUCAACUUUUAAAUAAAUUGUCCCAUCCAAAUAUAUUAAGAUUUAUGGGUGUUUGUGUACAAGAAGGGCAACUUCAUGCAUUGACUGAAUAUAUUGAAGGAGGUUCGCUAGAGCAAUUAUUAGCAAAUAAAAGUGAAACAUUAACUCCUGUCCUAAAAAUAAGACUGUCUAUUGGUAUAGCCAGAGGUAUGCAAUAUGUGCAUGAAGCUGGUUUAUUUCAUAGGGAUUUAACAAGCAAAAACGUUUUAAUAAGAAAAUUGCCUGAUGGUUUGAUGGAUGCUGUUGUUGGAGAUUUCGGUUUGGCCGCCAAAAUUCCGAAUAAAAGUGGAAAGGCACGUCUUGAUACAGUUGGAUCACCAUAUUGGAUGAGCCCAGAAUGUUUACGAGGAUUAUGGUACGAUCAAACCAGUGACGUAUUUUCUUAUGGCAUUGUUUUAUGUGAAAUUAUAGCAUGUAUCGAGGCUGACCCAGAUAUUAUGCCUAGAACCCAUUCAUUUGGUUUAGAUUAUUUAGCUUUCGUAGAAUUAUGUCCAGAAGACACACCACCUGCAUUUUUAAGACUGGCUUUUUAUUGUUGUAUUUAUGAUUCAAAAAAUCGACCUACAUUUAGUGAAAUUGUGAAAAAGUUAACAGCACUAACAGAUAAACUUUGCGAAAAUACAGAAAAUUAUUUAAAAUAUAAUGAAAGUAGUCCUAAUGAAAGUGAUUCAGAACCAUAUUUAUCAACUAAUACAAUCAUACCUCCAAAACGAUAUUCUAUGGAUGUAUCAUCAACAACAGGUUUAUUUAAAUUAUCCAUGAAAAAUGUUGAUAAAGACGACUCAGACAAUGAUUAUGACAUUGGAAGAGAAAAACUUAGAGUAAAAAAUGUCACAAAAACUUUGGAGGCAGAAUUGCAGCAUAGACGCUCGUUAAGUGAAAAUGUUAUCAAUUUUCCGUUACAUACGACACCCAGUGAUAAAGCUAGAUGUCAUCAGAUAUUAAGACCAAAAUCAUCUAACACAUCAAGUAAUAGUAACUCCCAAGAACUACCUAUAUUAAAAAAUAUUACGUUACGAAAAGUUGCCGAAACGAUGUGUUUGAAAGAUCCUCAAUAUAAACCUAUUAAAUUGGAUCAAAAUGGAGUUAAACUAAAUCCUUUUACAGCUUUGGCACAAUUAAAAGGUGUGAAAAAAAUUCUUGGAGAUCCACGAAGUUAUACAGCUUGCGCUGGUGAUUUAUUUAGUUCAUGUUUCGAAAUGUCAGCUCCAUUCUUUAAGGAACAUGCAAAUGUUGGUACGAAGCCAGCGAAACAGAUAGUGGAACCAAAAAGUCUCCCAACUUCGCCGAAUAUGGCAAGAAAAUUACAUCAAGCUUCUGAAUCUAAAUUCAAUGCUAAUACAAAUUCAAUAAAAGUUAACCCAGUUAUUAAUUUUGAAUCUGAUUUUCAAAUUACAAAUAAUACAUUAAUUGAUAGCAAGUGUGACAACAUUGAAAGUAAAUCCACCAAGAAAACAAAAUUAAAAAGUUUGUAUAUUCAUCCACUCUUUAAAAAUGAUGUAACGGAGAACAAACCUUCUUUUUUAAUAGAAAAUCAUACCGAUAAUUCUAAUGGGGUUAAGUUCAAACAGUUUAACUGCAGUGAUAGUAGUACAGAUAGUGUCGAUCUUAAAAAUGAAAAACUAAAUCGACGCGAUUCUAUGGAGAGUGGAGUAUUUUCUUGCUUUAAUGAAGAGUCUGAUACAUUAACAAAUUAUAAAUCGUCCAGAGCUUGCUUAUGUAAUUCAUUUGGAACCAAUAAGAUUCCAUCUAAUUUUGGAAGCUCUAUUGAAAAGUUUCAAAAAUGUUGCAAAUGGUGCUGUAAAGUGUCAAAUCUUGGCAAAGAUGAUACAGCAAUUCAUAGAAAUUUGGAAGAUUUAAAAAAUGAAAAUGAUAUUCAAAAUGAAAAUAUAAAUCUACUGCAAAGCUUUGAUGAUCUUGAUAUAGGUGAAACAAAAGAUGGUCAACAUCACUGUAUUCAUCAUAAUAAUUCGAACAAUAUUAAUCACCAUCAUUCACAUCAUCAUCAUACGUUAGAUUCAACAUCUGUUGAUAUGGGACUAAUAAAUCGCUUAGCAUUGGAUUCUGAAAUUAAUUCGUUAAUACAGAAAAGUCAAUUAGCUCACCAAUUAUUAUAUUGCAAAAAUCGAACUUCAUCCUUGUAUACCGACAGUUCUGAUGAUAUAAGUAGUUUAGCAGGUUCUGAUUCUUUAUUAUGGGAUUCAAGAUCUUUUGUACCGAAUGCAAAAUCAGCCCAAAUUGCAAAAAUCGUGGAAUAUUUUGAAAGAAAAUCCAUGCGUUCUGCUGGACGUUUUGUUAAUGAUACAUUACCGUUUAAGACACAUAAUACUUCGACAUCAGUAACUUCAGGCUCCGGUAUAAGUGGUGGUUCAUCAUCUUCAUCAAUAAGUGCCCAUGCAUUAGCUGCACUAGGUAACUGCUCUGAAUUUUCUAAUUUUAAUAUUGAAACGAAUUGUAGUAAUCGGCGUGGAUUUAGUAGCGGUAAUGAUUAUCAUAAUUCAAGUAAAAUAACUCCUCAAAGUGAUUACGAGCAAUUUUGUUUUGAAUUGGAACAACAACAACAAAAGCCUCCAACAAAAACAAUGCAAAGAUUAAAUAUAUGCGAAGGUGCUGUAAAAUCGAAAUUGCCAAUUUUUGACAAACCUAAGCAAAACUGCAAAAAGGAGUAAAAUAAUUUUAUUGAAAAAAAAUGCAGAUAUUUUUUUGUUGUAAUUUUCAAAAAAAAAGAAAAAAUAAAAAAAAUAUAUUAUUGAUGCGCAAUGAAUUAUAAGUAAAAAAUAACGGAUUUUGAAUAUUUUUGUUUUUUUUGGAAAAUCAUCCAUUAACCUAAAUGAAUUCGGUCUAAUUUACACCAAACUUUAUAAAUUAAUAAUAUUUAAAUGUACAAUUUAC